UGACAGCAUGAGAAAUGUCAAAAUUAACCGUACGUCUCGUAAACGUGAUAAAACUGCUCUCUUUCCAACACGACAACCUGCGUAACAUCAGCGACAAGGUAGUCAAGCUCCAGUUCCUCACCCUCUUCAAGGCCAUCUCGAACCUCGUCUCGGUGGACCACAAUGCCGAAGACAAAAUCUCCAAGUACUGGGUCGGAAAAUCCGUCGAGGAAGUGAUCGACGAGGCCGACGUCCUCUUCGGCCAGGGCAAGUACCUCGAGGUGUACGAACUCCUCAACCGCCUCAAGUUCUGCAACAACGCCGAGGUCCAAUGGCGCAUCGCGCGCGCCCUCUUCAAGCUCUCCUGCCAGACCAGCAUCCGCGAGUCCGUGCGCCAGGAGAUGAUCCAGGAGGCCUUCGACAUCAUCAGCGCCAGCCUGGCCACCGCCGAGGACUCCGCCAAGGUGCACAAGUGGGCGGCGAUAGUCAUCGACAGGAAGAACGGCAUGAACGGGCUGGAGCAGCGCGUCAAGAACUCGGAGAUCGUCAAGAGCCACCUGAUGCGCUCGUGCGAGCUGGACCCCAGCGACGUGACCGCGCAGUACCUGCUGGGGCGCUGGUGCUACGAGAUGAGCAACAUCACGUGGUUCCAGAGGAUCAUCUCGAAGCUGCUGUUCGGGGAGCCGCCGCAGGCGAGCUUCGAGGAGGCGCACCAGUACUUGGCGAAGGCGGAGGAUCUGCACCCGAGGUUCUACCUGCAGAAUACGUACCUGCUGGGGAAGACGUGUCUGAAGCUGGGGCAGUACUACAGGGCGAAGCACUACUUCGGGGUGGUGGGGAAUUUGCCGGUGCACAACGACUACGAGAAGCGUUGUGCGGCGGAUGCCAAGAAGCUGCUGAAGCGGUUGGAUAAGUAUAAUUUAGAGAAGGGGGCUCUGUUUUAUGAGUACCCCUUCGGGACACACGAAUAGACUAUAAAUUAUGAUUUUGUUGUUUGAGCUUUUUUAUUGACCGCAAUAAAUAAUUGGUAUGAGA
Messenger RNA from Zophobas morio, 1014 nucleotides. RefSeq names its product regulator of microtubule dynamics protein 1-like. Lineage: Eukaryota; Metazoa; Arthropoda; Insecta; Coleoptera; Tenebrionidae. The record is from RefSeq and is a predicted model, not a curated record. Bases 15 to 950 code for a protein of 311 amino acids. The transcript has a single exon. Gene Ontology annotation, cellular component: cytoplasm; mitochondrion; spindle microtubule. Gene Ontology annotation, molecular function: microtubule binding.